CCUCCGCGCUCCCGCGUGCCGCAUCCCGCGUCGUCUGCCGCCGCCGCGCGCCUUCACCAACCCUCACCGCCGCCGCCGCCGCCGCCGCCGCGCUCGCUGGCUGGCCCAGUGCGGGCGGCGGGCUCCCGCCGGAGAAGACUGCCAGCGCCGUCGCCGCCGCCGCUUCGGCCCGGGCUCAGGCCCGGGCCCCGACCCCGUCCCGGGCCCCAGCGCCAGCCGCCCGCCCGAUCGGGCGAUGAAGUGUCACUAUGAGGCGCUGGGGGUGCGGCGCGACGCCAGCGAGGAGGAGCUCAAGAAGGCCUAUCGGAAGCUGGCCCUGAAAUGGCACCCGGAUAAAAAUCUGGAUAAUGCCGCAGAAGCAGCUGAACAAUUUAAAUUAAUCCAGGCAGCGUAUGACGUGUUGAGUGACCCUCAGGAAAGAGCAUGGUAUGAUAAUCAUAGAGAGGCCCUACUUAAAGGUGGGCUUGAUGGCGAAUAUCAAGAUGACAGCUUAGAUUUGCUACACUAUUUCACCGUUACCUGUUAUUCUGGUUAUGGAGAUGAUGAAAAGGGCUUUUACACGGUGUAUCGUAAUGUUUUUGAAAUGAUUGCCAAGGAAGAACUAGAAUCUGUGUUAGAGGAAGAGGUUGAUGAUUUCCCAACUUUUGGAGACUCCCAGAGUGAUUAUGAUACGGUAGUCCAUCCUUUCUACGCUUAUUGGCAGAGUUUCUGCACUCAAAAGAAUUUUGCAUGGAAGGAAGAAUAUGAUACACGACAAGCUUCAAACCGCUGGGAAAAACGAGCCAUGGAAAAAGAAAACAAAAAGGUUCGGGACAAAGCAAGGAAAGAGAAGAAUGAGCUUGUCCGUCAGCUGGUAGCUUUCAUUCGUAAAAGAGAUAAAAGAGUGCAGGCUCAUCGAAAACUUGUGGAAGAACAGAAUGCAGAAAAGGCAAGGAAAGCCGAAGAGAUGAGGCGGCAGCAGAAGCUAAAGCAGGCCAAACUGGCGGAGCAGUACAGAGAACAGAGCUGGAUGACUAUGGCGAAUUUGGAGAAGGAGCUCCAGGAGAUGGAGGCACGGUACGAGAAGGAGUUUGGAGAUGGGUCGGAUGAAAGCGAAGUGAAAGAACAUGAACUCAAAGAUGGGGAGGAUGGUAAAAACAGUGAUGAGGCUGAGGACACUGAGCUCUAUGAUGAGCUCUACUGCCCAGCAUGUGACAAAUCGUUCAAGACAGAAAAGGCCAUGAAAAAUCACGAGAGGUCAAAGAAGCAUCGGGAAAUGGUGGCCUUGCUAAAACAACAGCUGGAGGAGGAGGAAGAAAAUUUUUCAAGACCUCAAAUUGAUGAAUAUCCAUUAGAUGACAGUUCUGAGGAAGAAAUGGAAGAUGCACCAAAACAAAAGCUUUCUAAAAAACAGAAGAAAAAGAAACAGAAACCAGCACAGAAUUAUGAUGACAAUUUCAAUGUAAAUGGAACUGGAGAAGGAGUAAAGCUUGAUCCAGAAGAUACUAACUUAAAUCAAGACGGUACCAAAGAAUUGGAAGAUAGUCCCCAGGAAAAUGUCAGUGUCACAGAGAUCAUUAAACCAUGUGAUGAUCCAAAAAGUGAAACUAAAAGUGUUCCUAAACCCAAAGGAAAGAAAACCAAAGAUAUGAAAAAACCUGUCAAAGUACCUGCUGAACCACAAGCAAUGAGUGAUGUUCUAAUCAGCUGUACAACCUGCCAUAGUGAAUUUCCAUCCCGGAAUAAACUUUUUGACCAUCUAAAGGCCACAGGUCAUGCAAGAGCACCUUCAUCAUCAUCUUUAAACAGUGCAACAAGUAGUCGAAGCAAGAAAGAGAAACGUAAAAACAGAUAGAGAUUCUGCCUGUGCUUUUGUUUGACUGUCUCUAGAUUUUGAAACCAAAAAACUGAACUGAAAUCAUCUAAAGAGUUAAAAUUUCAGUGAUCUGCAAUUAAUUACAUUGUGGAAGAUUAUUUUUUAUCUUGUAAAAACAUUUUUUUGGUUUAAUAUAUAUUUUUAAAACAUUUCACUAGUGAUUGAAUUCUACUUUUGCCAUCUGAAUUGACUUGAAUGUCUUAAAACAGGUAAAUACUGUAAAGUGUAUAUUCUUGAUGUUUGUUGGCUCAUGUGGACAGAAAUGUACAGGGAGAAUUACAUUAUUUUAACACAUAGAAGUGCUCCUUUCUGCUUUAUUUUGUGAAUUUCACGUGACUUUUACUUAAUGCUUUUGUAUUUUGUUAAUCCUUCAUAAUAUGUGAAAAACUCGGAUCUUUUAAAAAGCAUCACAGAUCAUUUUUCCACAUGACACUGGAUCCGAUUUUAAAAAUUAUUUUUAAAUAAC
This is a messenger RNA of Rhinopithecus roxellana (golden snub-nosed monkey), 2321 nucleotides long. It is a transcript of the gene DNAJC21, whose product is annotated as DnaJ heat shock protein family (Hsp40) member C21. Gene Ontology annotation, cellular component: cytoplasm. Lineage: Eukaryota; Metazoa; Chordata; Mammalia; Primates; Cercopithecidae. The coding region runs from base 236 to 1834 and encodes 532 amino acids. The record is from RefSeq and is a predicted model, not a curated record. Gene Ontology annotation, molecular function: zinc ion binding; nucleic acid binding. The transcript is spliced from 12 exons.